UGACGUAACAAGUGAUAAGUGCUGCACUCUCGUGGCGAAAUACGCAUUGCAGAAUAUUGAGCAUUAUUAGACAGUUAAUGCAAUUAGUUGAGAAUUUUGGAACAUGGGAGAACGUUAUAAUAUUCACAGUCAGUUAGAGCAUCUGCAGUCAAAAUACAUUGGUACAGGUCAUGCUGAUACAACCAAAUUCGAAUGGCUUGUAAAUCAGCAUCGUGAUUCAUGCAGUUCCUACAUGGGACAUUAUGAUCUAUUGAAUUUCUUUGCUAUCGCCGAAAACGAAGCAAAAGCACGUGUUCGAUUUAAUCUUAUGGAGAAAAUGCUACAACCUUGUGGCCCGCCACCAGAGAAGCCAGAAGAUUAACUACAAGGAAAACGUGUAAUUUAUGCGUAUCAUUGCGUGACCGACAAUUUUGUAUUAUUUUUGCAUAAGUUGCAGAUCUUUUUCAUAAUCGUGGUACAAAAAUAAAAGUUGCCACUGUCAUAUCUUAGAAUCAUAUCUGUAAAUAUGAAUGAUUAAAUAAGUAAAUAAAAGUGUGUUUAGAAACAA
This is a messenger RNA of Ceratina calcarata, 547 nucleotides long. It is a transcript of the gene Sf3b5, whose product is annotated as splicing factor 3B subunit 5. The transcript is spliced from 2 exons. The coding region runs from base 104 to 361 and encodes 85 amino acids. Lineage: Eukaryota; Metazoa; Arthropoda; Insecta; Hymenoptera; Apidae. Gene Ontology annotation, biological process: mRNA splicing, via spliceosome. Gene Ontology annotation, cellular component: precatalytic spliceosome; U2 snRNP. The record is from RefSeq and is a predicted model, not a curated record.